CGGCGGCGGCGGGCGGCGGUGGAGCCAUGGGGAUGCGUGCGGGAGGAGCACUGGGCAGGGCCGGGGCUGGGGUCGGCCGGGGGGCGCCUGGGGGACCCGGGCCGAGCGGCGGCGCGCAGGGUGGCAGCAUCCACUCGGGCUGCAUCGCCGCGGUGCACAACGUGCCGCUGAGCGUCCUCAUCCGGCCACUGCCGUCCGUGCUGGACCCGGCCAAGGUGCAGAGCCUCGUGGACACGAUCCGGGAGGAUCCAGACAGCGUCCCCCCUAUUGACGUCCUCUGGAUCAAAGGGGCCCAGGGUGGUGACUACUUCUAUUCCUUUGGGGGCUGCCACCGCUAUGCAGCGUACCAGCAGCUGCAGCGAGAGACCAUCCCUGCCAAGCUUGUCCAGUCCACCCUGUCGGACCUCAGGGUGUACCUGGGCGCCUCCACGCCAGACUUACAAUAGCAGCCUCGGUGCCUCCCAACACUCCCAAGAGCCCAGAAGACACGCCUGGCCUCCAGGGGGCUGGGCCGUGCAGAAAGCGAUCAGGGGCGCAUUCUCUGUGCCUAGGGGGAGGUCUGACUCUGAGCACCUGUUCCACUAGCUGCAAGACCGUGGACUCCUUACUGAACAAUGGGGGAGCCCCAGAUCCCACUGCUGCGGACACGGGGUCAUGUCUUUGCUCUUGAGAGAAUGAAAUGGAAAAGGAGAUGGAUUUGGAGAGCCACCUCUUCCUGGCUCCAGAUUCCCAAGGACAAGUCUCUUUCUACGUUUUUGUCUGUGUAUUUCCCAUUAUGUGGAACACAUUCACCUGCAAGUAAAGGAGAGCCUGGGUUGCAGUGGCUUAAACAACGAGAAGUCUGUCCACUUAGCGUGAAUUCUGGAGACAGGUGGUAUUGGUGCAGCCCCCCCGCGAAGGUAGGGCUCGCAUCUCUGAUUCCUUUUGGCCUUUCCCUCAUUGCUUGUAACUUCAUGGUCAAAGAUGACUACCAUACCUCCAGGAAUCGUGGCUGUGUUCAAGGAAGAAAGGUGUGGGGGAGGAGGAAGGGCCAAGCCAGCUGUCGACUUCUAUCUUGAAGUCAGACCUUUUUCAGACACCUGUUUCCUGUUCUAUCCCCCUGCAUAUUUCUACUUAGGGCUCUUUGGCCCAAACCAGCUACCAUUGCCACCCCCAGCUGCUUAGAAAACUAAUAUGGCAGGGAACACAAUUGUCAUAAUUAGUAGGCCAUUCAUAUCACAUCUCCUGGGACUGGCACACUGCUUCCUGAAAUAAAACCGGAAUCCCAUUACCAGGAGAGAAAUCAGGAAUUGUGUAUCAGUUAGUCUUUGCUGUGUAACGGAUGGUCCCCCAACUUGACAGCUGAAAGCACGUCAUUCAUUUGCCUAUAGUUCCUCAGGUUUGCAAUUUGGUCUGGGCACAUGGGGACAGUUCUGCUGGUCUUGCCCCAUGUCACUCCAAAGGGUACAUGCAGUCACUAGUCACUAUUACCUCGCAGAGGGCUGGAUGGUCUAAGAUGGCCCUACUCACUUGUCUGGCAUUCGGCAGGCCAACGGCUGGGUGACUUGGUCCUCGUCCAUACGGUCUCUCCAGCAGGGUAGCUCAGGCUUACUGACAUGGCUUCAGAGUGUCAUGAGAGUGAAAGUAGAAGCCGCAAGACUUCUUGAGUCGUAGGCCCAGAAUUGGCACAACAUCCCUUCUGCAAAGUUCUUUUGGUCAGAGCAACUCAUAUGGCUGGCCUGGGUUCAAGGGGUGGCAAAACAGACUACACCUCUUCCCGGGAGAAACCACAAAGAAUUGGUGGCAUUUUUCAUCAACCACAAAUGGUUGCAUUUAGGCAAAUAACUCUUUCUUUUUUGCACCAGGCCUUGAUCUGACUGAGCUGAAGUCACUAAGACAUUGUCCUGGCCCUGAAAUGUAGGGGAGGAGGUGAUGGGGCGGGAGGAUCUCUCCCAGCGCUGGGCCUGCUCUGCUAGGGACAUCUUUCAUGGUCUGCAUGAUGGGAUGGGGGUAGGCCAGAUGGGACAUUCCAAAGGGGCUUCUGAAAACAAGAGUCCUGGGUGAAGGGAAGAGGGACAGGAAGAGUGCAGAGUGAGGCAGGCCUUGCUGUCACUGUUCUGCUAAGGGAACUUGGUCCCUGGGUGUUUUCAAGCCUCAGUUUCCCCAGCUCAGUAACCAAGACAGCAGCUUUCCCACCCAUUCUCUCUGUCCCAGAGAAAGAUGACUGAGGUGACCAAUCUAAAUGUAAAAUGAAUGUGGUCCUAAAUGCAGUGUAAUAUCCUAGAACCAAAAAAAGGACAUUGGUGGAAAAACGGGAUCUGAAUAAGGUCUGGGUUUUACUUAAUAAUAACAUACCAGUGUCAGUCUCUUAGUUUUGACAAAUGUACAUGUAAAAUGUAAGGUGAUGGUGGGAUAGGCUGGGUGCAGCAUAUAGGGGAGCUCUUUGCUCUCUUUGCAACUUUUCUGUAAGUCAAAAAUCAUUCCCAAAUAAAAGCUUAUUUAAUAA
Messenger RNA from Ailuropoda melanoleuca (giant panda), 2485 nucleotides. RefSeq names its product sulfiredoxin 1 (gene SRXN1). The record is from RefSeq and is a predicted model, not a curated record. Lineage: Eukaryota; Metazoa; Chordata; Mammalia; Carnivora; Ursidae. Gene Ontology annotation, cellular component: cytoplasm. The coding region runs from base 27 to 446 and encodes 139 amino acids. The transcript is spliced from 2 exons. Gene Ontology annotation, molecular function: sulfiredoxin activity. Gene Ontology annotation, biological process: cellular response to oxidative stress.